Cryptotermes secundus is the source of this 2592-nucleotide messenger RNA. Its product is annotated as GS homeobox 1-like. Bases 1603 to 2277 code for a protein of 224 amino acids. Gene Ontology annotation, molecular function: RNA polymerase II cis-regulatory region sequence-specific DNA binding; DNA-binding transcription factor activity, RNA polymerase II-specific. Gene Ontology annotation, biological process: regulation of transcription by RNA polymerase II. The record is from RefSeq and is a predicted model, not a curated record. Lineage: Eukaryota; Metazoa; Arthropoda; Insecta; Blattodea; Kalotermitidae. The transcript has 3 exons. Gene Ontology annotation, cellular component: nucleus.
GAAACGGUUCUCUGCUCUCCACGUGGUUUCAGCGUUCUUCAAGAGAUGUCACUCUGUGUUACGUUGUUACGGAAACGAUGUGGACGUAUUGUUGUAAUAUCCGGCGUGUAAUUACAUUUUGGGAACCUGCGCAUGCGGACUGGAAGUGAGGGAAGAACUGAAUAAACAGACAGUGCGUAAAGAAAUAAGUCUCGGAAAUGGAAGAAAUCCUUUUUUUGUUCAAAUUUGGCUCUAAACAAAAUUCGUAACAGUGUAUCUUAGCAUCUGAAAUUCUUGUCCAAACUGUCCGUGAUCUGCGAUAAAUAAUUCUCAAUGUAUGCACAAAUUUUGUGAAUUUACAGAUGUUUCAAGACGGUAUGAUUUAUUUUGCUUUAUAGACUGGUUUAUAGGUUAUGUUUUCGGUAUUUCAGGAAAGUUGAAAUUUGAUAAUUGCAUGAAUUAUUCAUGCUAAUAACCUUUAAAUAAUUUGAAAAGAAUUGAAGUGAAAGCGAUGUAAGUGAACAUGAAAGAGUAUGCUCCUGUGAUCGAAGUUACGAAAAGAACCUAGGCAUAAUUAAAGUGAUGUCGCGCAUUAAAAUGAUGGUUUUGAUUUAAAAUAUACAACAGAUAUGGAGUGCAAAUAUUCAUAGAACAGACAGUAAAUAGAUCAUUAAAGAAAGGACAUUUUCGUGUCUACUAUCUAGAAUAAAAUUCUGCUCCAAAAACGAAUACUGGCUGUUCGAAAGAGGGAUAUUUCAGCAUUAAUUUUAAAAAAGAAGAAGGAAAGUGUUCACUGGCACUUCAGUUUCACCGAUAUCCUUCAGCUUCACAAGGGCAUUUCAACUUCGCGGGAAUACUUCCGCUUCACGUGGUCACGUCAGUUUCCCUGGGACACUUCAGCUUCACGUGAACACUUCAGUAUCACGGCUACCCUUCAGCUUCACGUGCAUACUUCAGUUUCACGGGGAGACUUCAGCUUCAGGUGAACACUUCAGUAUCACGGCUACCCUUCAGCUUCACGUGUACACUUAGUUUCACGGCUACCCUUCAGCUUCACGUGUAUACUUCAGCUUCACGGGGAGACUUCAGUUUCACGGCUACCCUUCAGUUUCACGUGUACACUUAGUUUCACGGCUACCCUUCAGCUUCACGUGCACACUUCAGCUUCACGGGGAGACUUCAGUUUCACGGCUACCAUUAAGCUACACGGGGAGACUUCAGCUUCACGUGCACACUUAGUUUCACGGCUACCCUUCAGCUUCACUGGGACACUUCAGCUUCACGUGAACACUUCAGUAUCACGGUUACCCUUCAGCUUCACGUGCAUACUUCAAUUCCACGACUACCCUUCAGCUUCACGGGGAGACUUCAGUUUCACGGUUACCCUUCAGCUUCACUGGGAUACUUCAAAUUUAAGGAGACGUGUUGGAACAGAUACUGUGGACAAAUUAAUGGGAAAGUGUGAGGAAGAAGACGGCUGUAUUUUAUUACGUAGUGUUAUCUGAAAAUUGGUCUGAAAGCCUCAAAAGAACCGCCAGCAAGCAAGAUUCAAAUUCUGUACCUUAAGACCACCAGUCUGACAGAGAAGCGAUAUUGCAAAAUGGCAGCAAUAUAAACGUCACGAUGUCUCGGUCUUUCCUAGUGGAUUCUCUCAUCGGCAAUCCGUCCCCCGUCCCUACCAGACAGUGCACCCAAGGGGCACCACUGCUACCCCCAGCGGGGUCUCCGCCCUUCAGCAGCUAUCUGUUCUCUCUGGGUCUACCCCGGCCCCCUGUAUACGGAGCACCAAAACUAGGGAUACCUUCGGGGUACCCCCUGUACUGCAAUGUGACCAGCGUCGUCAGACCGAUGCCCAGGCCACACGACGUUCCCGUGACGUCACAUAGUACUCCAUCAGAGGCUCAGGUGACAUCAUGUUCACCGAUCAGUGGCGGUGCCACCACAGCAAGUCGCAGUCCGAGCCCCGUGGUUGAACGCCAGAAGACAAGCAGUGGCGGUUCGUGCAAGCGCAUCCGAACGGCAUUUACAAGCACACAGCUCCUGGAGCUGGAGAGAGAGUUUGCCUCUAACAUGUACCUGUCACGCCUGCGCAGAAUUGAGAUUGCGUCUUGCCUCAGGCUCUCGGAGAAACAGGUUAAGAUCUGGUUUCAAAAUAGGCGCGUAAAGUACAAGAAGGAAGAGGACGGCUCAGGGGGCCAGGGGCCCCGUUGUUGCUGCCUCAGGACAUGUUCCACGGCCAACAGAAAGCCAGCGUCUCGGCACAGUCAUGGCAACAGCGCACAGACUCAUGAUUCGUGACGCAAAGUGAUGUGGGCCCCGAAUUUGGGAUUCCAUGCAAUACAGGAAGUUACUCAGUAACUUGCCUGUAAGUCCACAAGUGUUCCUGUGUUGUAAUGAAUCAUUCUGACACUACUGUUUCGUUGCGAAGUGCAUUUCCAGGGACUUGAAACACCAAUGACUGUUGUUACGACGAGUGCGUUAGACCGGCGCCACCUUAUUUAUUUUUCUGUUACACUGAACUGAGUCACGUGCCUUUUAGCGCCAUCUUGCCUUUGUGAAAAACAGUUUAUCCUUUAUUUUUGUACCUAGCAGCUGGAAGUUGUCUUAUUUAUA